Nannospalax galili (Upper Galilee mountains blind mole rat) is the source of this 1902-nucleotide messenger RNA. RefSeq names its product NIMA related kinase 3 (gene Nek3). The record is from RefSeq and is a predicted model, not a curated record. The transcript is spliced from 16 exons. Bases 217 to 1815 code for a protein of 532 amino acids. Lineage: Eukaryota; Metazoa; Chordata; Mammalia; Rodentia; Spalacidae. Gene Ontology annotation, molecular function: ATP binding; protein kinase activity. Gene Ontology annotation, biological process: protein phosphorylation.
CGUCUUGGGGUCCUGGGCCGCGGGGCGGCUGGGAAAGGCCGGUAGCCUUCCGGCCUCGCGCUUCUGUCCCGCAGGCUGGCGGCGCGCGUGCCUGAGGCUGACCGCGGAAGUGUGCCUCGGGAGUGCGCAGGGGCGGCCCGGGGCUCGAGCUGGGUCUGGUGCUCUACAGGGAAAGAUUGCAUCCCGGGUGUAGAUGCGACGCCCUCAGGAUGCGCGAUGCGCGCUCGCUGCCUAAACAAGUUUGGGAGAGCCAGUGGUGACUGCAAGAGUGGAGCCCAGCUGUGGGUGCCCAGCAUGGACGACUACGUAGUCCUGAGAGUGAUUGGCCAGGGCUCCUUUGGCAGAGCACUUGUGGUGCAACAGGAAAGCAGCAAUCGGCUGUUUGCCAUGAAAGAAAUAAGACUUCCCAAGUCUUUCUCUAAUGCACAAAAUUCUAGGAAAGAGGCUGUUCUGCUAGCCAAAAUGAGACACCCCAAUGUUGUUGCCUUUAAAGAAUCAUUUGAAGCGGAUGGACAUCUGUAUAUUGUGAUGGAAUAUUGUGAAGAAGGGGAUCUAAUGCAGAGGAUUAAACAGCAAAAAGGAAAGUUAUUUCCUGAAGAUAUGAUACUUAAUUGGUUUACACAAAUGUGUCUUGGAGUAAAUCACAUUCACAAGAAACGUGUGCUGCACAGAGAUAUCAAGUCCAAAAAUGUCUUCCUCACCCAAAAUGGAAGAGUGAAACUGGGAGACUUUGGCUCUGCACGUCUUCUCUCCAGUACCAUGGCCUUUGCACGUACAUAUGUGGGAACACCUUAUUAUGUGCCUCCAGAAAUCUGGGAAAACCUGCCUUAUAACAAUAAAAGUGACAUCUGGUCCUUGGGAUGCAUUCUGUAUGAACUCUGUACCCUCAGGCAUCCAUUUCAGGCAAACAGUUGGAAAAAUCUUAUCCUGAAAGUAUGUCAAGGGUCUAUCCGCCCACUGCCAUCACAUUAUUCCUAUGAUCUUCAGUAUAUUGUCAAGCAGCUGUUUAAAAGGAAUCCUUCACAGCGUCCCUCGGCUACCACACUGCUCUGCAGAGGCAGUUUAGCCCGGCAUGUCCAGAAGUGCUUACCUCCUGAGAUCAUCGCAGAAUAUGGAGAACAGAUAUUGGAUGAAACCAAAAUAUGUGAGCAUAAGAAACCAAGAAAAAAAGCAGACCCCAGCAGAAUCCGGAUGGUCCUGGGAAAUGAAGCUAGCAUGAUGCAAGAGGAAGAACAAGAUAGAAAGUAUAGUCAUACUGAAUUGGAAAGCACUGAAACAAGCUCAGUUGAAAGUGCAUUGAGGAGAGUAACCAGAGGAAAAACAGAAUCUGGUAAUCAGAAAGUGUAUCAGAGGGAAGCCGGCCCAGCAAGUCCUCACAGGCAGCAGUGGGAGAAACACAUUCCCAGUUCAGCUCUUGCAGCUUUGGAAAAGGCAUCCAUCCUCACCUCCAGUUUCACGGCAGAAGACAGUAGAGGUGAUUCUGUAGUAAAGUACAGUGAAAAUAAUGCCCGUAAGCAGUGGCUCAGAGAGCCCCCGGAGACCUUGUUGGCAAUGCUUAAGGAUGCUGAUCUCAGCAUGGCAUUUCAGACAUACACUAUAGAUAAACGAGAUGCAGAAGGAUUCUUGAAAGGUCCCCUUUCUGAAGAAGCAGCAUCAGACAGUGUUGAUGGAGAUCACGAUUCUGUCGUUUUGGAUCCAGAGAGAUUUGAACCUCGACUGGAUGAAGAGGACACGGACUUUGAGGAAGAUGGUGAAAACCCUGACUGGGUGUCAGAACUGAAGAAGGAGCUUGAUGGCAGGGCCUAUGUUGGAUAAUGCCCUAGGAACUGUGCCUGAGCCAUGAAGGGGAACCAUUUCAAUGAGAAAUUGAUGACUGGGAACAGAAUAAAGAGGGAGAAACUA